Molecule: messenger RNA, 729 nt
Organism: Octodon degus (degu)
Lineage: Eukaryota; Metazoa; Chordata; Mammalia; Rodentia; Octodontidae
Product: immunoglobulin lambda-1 light chain-like
Exons: 5
Coding region: 1-729 (242 amino acids)
Biological process (GO): positive regulation of T cell activation; immunoglobulin production involved in immunoglobulin-mediated immune response; antigen processing and presentation of exogenous peptide antigen via MHC class II
Cellular component (GO): MHC class II protein complex
Molecular function (GO): MHC class II protein complex binding
Source: RefSeq, a predicted model, not a curated record
AUGUCCUGUACUCCUGUCCUACUCAUACUCCUGGCCUACUGCACAGGUUAUAGCACCCAGCCCGUGCUGCAUCAGCCGUCAUCUGCCGCCUCAUCCCUCGGAACUUCAGUCCGCCUAACCUGCACCUUGAGCAGUGACCAUAAUAUUGGUUUUUAUAGCAUCUUCUGGUACCAGCAGAAGCCAGGCCAGCCUCCAAGGUUCCUGCUGAGAUACUUCUCAUACUCAGACAAGCACCAGGGCCCUAAGGUCCCCCCUCGCUUCUCUGGAUCCAAAGAUUUGUUCAGCAACCAGGGAUAUUUGAGCAUCUCUGAGCUGCAGCCUGAAGAUGAGGCUGUAUAUUACUGCAAGAGCUUCCAGUCUCAAUCACCAUUGUUUAUCUUUGGCAGUGGAACCCUGCUCACUGUCCUAGGUCAACCCAAGGCUGCCCCAUCAGUCACCCUAUUUCCACCCUCCUCUGAAGAGCUCAAGGCCAACAAAGCCACACUGGUGUGUCUGAUAAGUGACUUCUACCCAGCCACCAUAAUUGUGGCCUGGAAAGCAAAUGGCACCCUCAUUACCCAGGGUGUGGAGACUACUGUGCCCUCCAAACAGAGCAACAACAAGUACAAGGCCAGCAGCUACCUGACCCUGGGACCCAACCAGUGGAGAUCUCACAAAAGAUACAGCUGCCAGGUCACACAUGAAGGGAGCAUUGUGGAGAAGAGUGUCUCUGCUGUGGAAUGUUCUUAG